Molecule: messenger RNA, 604 nt
Organism: Plectropomus leopardus (leopard coralgrouper)
Lineage: Eukaryota; Metazoa; Chordata; Actinopteri; Perciformes; Serranidae
Source: RefSeq, a predicted model, not a curated record
UAACAUAGAUGCUGACCUACCUCCCAUUUUCUUUUAGUGACUGCCAGGAGGACCAGAUCUUACAUCUCAGAAGCUGAGGAUUAUCUAAAACUCCAAAAAGGCCAACACGUUUCACCCUUUCUCCUCUGAGACUGGACUGCCUCCCACUACUGCUCACACUUCUUUUGGACAGAAAGGAGAAGGGAGGAGGGCGGCUUGUCCAACAUGAACGUCACCUCGCUCUUCUCCUUCACCAGCCCAGCGGUCAAACGGCUGCUGGGUUGGAAGCAGGGAGACGAGGAAGAGAAAUGGGCGGAAAAGGCAGUGGAUGCACUGGUUAAGAAACUGAAAAAGAAGAAGGGGGCCAUGGAGGAGCUGGAGAGGGCUCUUAGCUGCCCAGGUCAACCCAGUAACUGUGUGACAAUCCCCCGCUCCCUGGAUGGACGGCUGCAGGUGUCCCAUAGAAAGGGCCUGCCGCAUGUCAUUUAUUGUCGGGUGUGGCGUUGGCCCGACCUGCAGUCCCACCAUGAGCUGAAGGCCUUGGAGUGCUGCGAGUACCCCUUCGGCUCCAAACAGAAGGAUGUGUGUAUCAACCCCUACCACUACAAGCGAGUGGACAGUCCAG